CAGGAACCCCGCCAGGAUGGUGGGGGUGAUCGGCCCUCAAAUGGAAAACAUAUAACCUCCAUCGUACAUACAUGCUGAGAAGGUACCUAGGUAUUUAUAGUUGAGAAAAUCCCUUUCGCUUCUACCUCUUCCUCCUCUUCCUCCUCUUCCUCCUCUUCCUCCUCUUCCUCUCUUCUUCUAUUUCCUCAACCACUACUCCCAUCAUCUAUCUGAUCUCUCACACUUCCCCCCUUCAGAAAUCCCAACUUCUCCCAUAUUACUUACCCCUCCAAACCUUACCCUACCCCUCAAUCACCCCCAUAAUAAAACCAAAAUGGGAUAUCCAGACACCUUCACAGGAUUCCAAAUUGAAGAUCCUGCAAAAUGGACCGAGUUUCACAAGAAUCAAUAUACACCCAAACCAUUCGGCGACUAUGAUGUCGAUAUCAAGAUUUUGGCCUGUGGUGUUUGCGCAAGUGAUUUGCAUACUGUUAGUGGAGGGUGGGGUGAACAGAAGUUUCCGCUUUGUGUGGGGCAUGGUAUGCUUUCCCUACGUUAUUCUUAAUUUGCUGUUUUAUAUUUUCUUUAAUUCCUGAUUUGAAUUGGGAAGGAAGUCAAUCUUCUGAACAAGAAAUCAACCAAAAUGUUCUGGAAAAAACAAUGAAAGUAUACUAAUAUUCCCAACCCGUGCAUAGAAAUCGUAGGCGAAGCCCUCCGCGUCGGCCCAAAAGUAACUCUCAUCAAGCCCGGUCAACGCGUUGGUGUUGGCGCUCAAUCAUACUCCUGUCUCCAAUGUCGUCAGUGCAAAAAUGACAAUGAAACAUAUUGUCGUCACCAACUCGAUACCUAUGGAGCUGUCUGGCCCGAAACGGGUAUCGUAUCCCAAGGUGGCUAUGCUAGCCAUGUGAGAACUCAUGAGCAUUGGGUUUUUCCCAUUCCAGAUGGAUUGAAGUCUGAAGAGGUGGCUCCUAUGUUGUGUGCUGGUUUGACGGCUUAUAGUCCUUUGGUUAGAAAUGGCUGUGGACCGGGAAAGAAGGUGGGUAUUGUGGGAUUGGGAGGAAUUGGUCAUUUUGGUGUUAUGUUUGCUAAGGCUUUGGGGGCUGAGACUUGGGCUAUUUCGAGGUAUGUUGAUAUUACUACCUCAAUUUAUCUAGGGAUGAUUGAGAUGAUCUGAGAUGAACAUUAAACUAAUCCAAAUCCCCAAAAUAGAACCCACGCCAAAGAAGCCGAUGCAAAGAAACUCGGCGCUGAUGGUUUCCUCGCCACCGCAGACAAGGACUGGAACAAAGAGCACAUCAUGACCUUCGACUUGAUAGUCAACACAGCUUCUUCCUCCUCAGGAUUCAAUUUCUCCGAGUACCUCGAGCUCCUCGAUGUACACGGACACUGGGUAUCCGUUGGACUCCCCGAAGGCGAAGGUCAAACCAUCGAUAACUUUGAACUAUUGAAAAACGGCGUUCUCAUCGGAGGAAGUCAUCUGGGUAGCAGAAAAGAGGUUUUGGCUAUGUUGGAUUUGGCCGUGGAGAAGGGUAUCAAGAGUUGGGUUGAGACGAUUGAGAUUGGUGAGGAGGGAUUGAAAACGGCGUUGACGAGGUUGCAUAAUAAUGAUGUAAGGUAUAGAUUUACGAUGGUGGGUUAUGAGAAGUGCUUUGGUACUUAAAAUGAAUGGGUUAUUGCUCGUUUGUAAGAUCUUAUGUAGGCGAAAUAUUAAGCUUACAUCUUUACCAAUAUAUAUGUAUUUG
Sclerotinia trifoliorum is the source of this 1721-nucleotide messenger RNA. NCBI's taxonomy places the organism in Eukaryota, Fungi, Ascomycota, Leotiomycetes, Helotiales, Sclerotiniaceae. The record is from the annotation of a GenBank genome assembly.